CGAUGUUCGCGGCGCGGCGGCGACGCGGUUGCGUCGGCGGUGAUCAAAGAAAAAUCUAAACAACGAAGUCAACAAAAUAUUUUUGACAAGUCAGUCACGCCGCGUCCACCUUAUCGUUAAGAGCGACCGGCGAAAAUUGAAAUUUUGUUCCGUCUGUAUUUUGUGUUCUAUGAGAUAUUUCUGUUUCGCUCGCACGACUGCUCAAGGUCACCCCGUUGCAAGCAUUCACCGAAGAAGUAAGAUAUUAAAAUAUUGAACAUUUUGUAUCGAUAACUCUGUUACGCCGGCUUACUUAUUUCGUUAUUAAAAAUAAUAUAAUUUAUUGAAAAUGGCUAAGGUAUCGAUUCCAACGAUUAAAUUGAACAAUGGAAUCGAAUUCCCGGCCCUCGGCUACGGGACCUGGCUAGGACUGAACGAUAAGAUGGAAUUCGAAAUCACGGACGCGCGUAAACUACAGGACGCAUUAUCGUACGCCAUCGAUAUAGGUUAUCGACAUAUCGACACGGCGCAUCUCUACCGAGUCGAGCCGGAGGUCGGGGAAGUUAUAAAUAAAAAAAUUAAGGACGGUGUUGUCAAACGCGAAGACAUUUUUGUUACUACAAAGGUGUGGCACCACCACCACAAGCAAGCGGACGUCGAGGUGGCGGUGCGCGACUGCCUCAGGAGACUGAAUCUGGAGUACGUGGACUUGGUAUUGGUGCACUGGCCAAUGUCGAUCUCGCAAGAAGGGGUAGACGAAAAUAUCGACUACCUGGAGACGUGGAGAGGGUUUGAGGAGGUCCUCAAGAAGGGACUGACCAGGUCCAUCGGCGUGUCCAACUUCAACAUCGAACAGAUGAAGAGGUUACUAGCCAACUGCAACGUGCCGCCCGCCGUCAACCAGAUCGAGAUCAACCUAAAUCUCGGUCAGAAGGAAUUGGUGGACUACUGUCAGUCCAAGGGCGUGGUGGUGGUCGCGUACUCGCCAUUCGGAACGAUGGUGCCGUCCAGAAACUACCCGGACAGUCCGGAGCCUAAGAUGGACAAUCCCACGAUGCUCUCGAUAGCGAAGAAACACGGGAAGACCGUCACUCAGAUCGCCUUAAGAUAUUUGUACCAGCGCGGGAUCGUGUCUAUACCGAAGACUGUGACUAAGAGCAGAGUGCUGGAGAACGCCUCGAUCUUCGACUUCCAGCUGGACGACGAGGACGUCGCCACCCUGGCGCAGUUCGACAACGGCUUCCGGACGAUCAGGCCGCUGUUCUGGCAGCCCUACGAGAACUACCCCUUCGAUGUGGUCCUUGGACAAGAGCACGAAGACAUACCGAUCUCUUUGCUCAAGUGGAAGAAUGGAGUCAACGGCGACAUCGAAUAAUUCGGUCACUUGUUAUAAUUCGUGCAGCAUUUUAUUAUUGUUUAACUUUACACGCUUAAGGUACUGCGCAGAUUUAAUGCCUAAAGCAUUCUCUAUCAGUCAAUCAAUGAUGGCUAAGAGCAGUGUUUCUCAACCUUUUUUGUGCCAUGCCCCCACUGUAACACUUCUAAAAUUUGUAUACAUGCCCCCAUACAUAAUUUUUAACAUCAAAAAAUAGAUUUUUUCACUUAAGAAACAUAAAUGAUAUGUUUUAGGCUUUAGAAAUCACUAUGAAAUUGUUCUCAAAACAUAUAAUAAAAAACUUAAAUUCAAAUUUCAAAAUAAUUUUAAUACAGAUUUUCUAUAUUCAUUUAGUGCGAUUGUCCCCCUUAAUUAUCAAAUUGCCCCCUUAUGGGGCCCCACUUUGGGAAACACUGGCUUAGAGAGUUCCGUGAUACGGUCUGAGUCAACCAAGGGUGCUCGCUUUUUCACACCGAUGCUGUAUCGAAACUGUAACCGUAUUGAUGAUUUAAAUAAAUAAAUAAAUAAAAA
This is a messenger RNA of Bombyx mori (domestic silkworm), 1885 nucleotides long. Its product is annotated as aldo-keto reductase AKR2E4-like. Gene Ontology annotation, cellular component: cytosol. The record is from RefSeq and is a predicted model, not a curated record. NCBI's taxonomy places the organism in Eukaryota, Metazoa, Arthropoda, Insecta, Lepidoptera, Bombycidae. The transcript has 8 exons. Gene Ontology annotation, molecular function: aldose reductase (NADPH) activity. The coding region runs from base 329 to 1354 and encodes 341 amino acids.